UGACGCUUGCUUUUGACGUCAGAGCCACUCGCCGUGCCACAUGUGUUGAAGGAGUCGAUUUGUUUCAAGAAUUUCCCCCCAAACAUCUUGGAAUGGACAUAUAACUUUAUGGAUGAAGAUAAUAUUUUACAUGGAAAUAUACUGUUCACUCUUACAAAGUAAGAAUCACAUGAAAUGAAAGUGUUUUGCGGUAACUGCUUUAAAGAGUAACGUGAGUGGAUCGCCGCAGAGUGAACUUUUCGGUCUCUGAUAGCGGUCACAUCUAAUUAUGGCUCUUCCGGAGAAGAAUGAAGUUACAGCAGACCUAGAAACACAACCCAUGGUCGAUGAAGAAGAGUUGAAUGACUCUAAACGAGAGGAAGAUGAGAAGCAGGAGGAUAAUGCAGGCGAUGCUGAGCAGGAGAUGAACUGUGAAGAUGACAGUGCUGAUGGUGAAGCUCUUGAUCUGGAUGUAAAUGAAGAAGAUGACUCUGAGAAACCGAAGGGCAAAAAAUGUAUCCCUGGUAUCGUGUAUUUGGGACACAUUCCUCCGAGGAUGAGACCAAAACACAUGCGGACUAUGCUGAGUGUGUACGGAGAGAUCGGGAGGAUCUUCCUUCAGCCUGAAGAUCGCUGUGUGAAAAGGAAGAAAAAGAAAGCAGGAAGCAAUUCAUCCAGUUUCACGGAGGGCUGGGUGGAGUUCAGAGACAAGCGCAUCGCUAAAAGAGUCGCAGCCAGUCUGCACAACACACCAAUGGCCAACAAGAAGAGGAGCCGCUUCAGCAGUGACCUGUGGUCCAUGAAGUACCUGCACAGGUUCCAGUGGUGCCAUCUCAGCGAACGAUUGGCUUACGAGCAAACUGUGUAUCAUCAGCGUAUGAGAACAGAAAUCUCCCAGGCCAAGAAGGAGACUAACUUCUACCUGGCUAGUGUGGAAAAGAGCCAGAGGCUUGAGAGCCUAAGGAAGAAGAAGGAGAAGAAGGGAGAGGUCAUAGAGGAAAAGACGUGGGACUACAAACAGCGACCUACAGAAGAAGAGAUCCACCUGAAACGCUUUAAGAACAAAGGCUUGUCCAAGAAGAACCUCCAGAAGGCACAAGAGAAGAGCAAAACCAUCCAGGACAAAGCUCAGUCAAAUGUUUCCCUCCUGGCCAAGAUCUUCAGUAGUAGAAAGGCUCAGGACUGAUGUUUUGGGGAAUCGCUUAUUUUUUGUAUUUCUGUACAAGCUUUUCAACAUACAAUCUUUCGACAUAUCGACACAAUCGACACAGAACUUAUGUAAACCUCAUGUAGAUUGUUCUGAUUGACCGUUUCAUACAUUCAGAAUAAAAACACUGCACAACGCUACUUCUAUUUCUAUCUAUUUUCCCAUGAAAAGAGGCUUAACAUCUUCUGAAAGCGUAAUGCAUUGUUCAUUCAUUAAAUAGUUCUCUAAGUCUACCCCA
Molecule: messenger RNA, 1424 nt
Organism: Carassius auratus (goldfish)
Lineage: Eukaryota; Metazoa; Chordata; Actinopteri; Cypriniformes; Cyprinidae
Product: activator of basal transcription 1
Exons: 3
Coding region: 269-1165 (298 amino acids)
Biological process (GO): endonucleolytic cleavage in ITS1 to separate SSU-rRNA from 5.8S rRNA and LSU-rRNA from tricistronic rRNA transcript (SSU-rRNA, 5.8S rRNA, LSU-rRNA); small-subunit processome assembly; endonucleolytic cleavage to generate mature 5'-end of SSU-rRNA from (SSU-rRNA, 5.8S rRNA, LSU-rRNA)
Cellular component (GO): nucleolus
Molecular function (GO): RNA binding
Source: RefSeq, a predicted model, not a curated record